AAACGGUGGUGCAUUUAAAUCAUACCGUAAUCAGUCCGCUCCCGUCUUGGCUAGCGAACGAAGGGGCUCAGCUAGUUGUUGAUCCUGUCGACGAAGAUGUCGAACGGUGGGCGGUUGUUAGUCUCUGCUGUUUGCGCGGUCAUUCUGCUGUUGAUCUGUUAUCCAGUCAUUGUUAGUGGUGUCGGUGGUACGACGAAACAGUUCGUGUGUGAAGAUGGAUACAACGGAAAUAACACGGAGUUGGUUCUAAAGAAUGCGUUACUUUGUGGAACCGGAUAUAACGCUAAGCAACGGCCGGUGAAAAACCAGCAGGAUCGGGUUGCAAUGUAUAUUGGGGCGGAUGUUAUGAGUGUUGAAAUGGUACACAAUUCGAAUGUGAAGCUUGAGUUAACUGUGGAGCUAUCUAUGCAAUGGUUCGAUUUCUAUCUUCACUGGUAUAAAAAAGAACAUGGUAAUAUCAAUACAAUACCAAUAUCGGAACAAGAUGUUUGGACGCCAACAGUAGCAGCGAAGUCUUUGCUUAAAUCGCAAGUUCAGAACAGUAACCAUUGUUUCCAAGUCAAAUGCCACCUGAGCUUUAACGGGGAAGUGAUCUGCACUAUGCAGUGUACCUUCGAGGUUGAUUGUCUGGACAACUCACACAAUUGGGCUUUCGAAACCAAGAGCUGCCCACUAAGGAUUUACACUCCGGAAUUUGAUAUCAAUCAGCUUUCGCUGUUCCAUUUUCAGCGGCGGUUAUCUUAUUCUGUGUUCGGUGUGCAUCCCUAUAAGAUAACGUCCUUUCAGAUGGCCGUUGUGAAUAAUACGGUGAAACCGGAGUUCAGGAUGGACAUAGUUGUCGAGCGAAUGGUUGGAUCACAUUUGGUAAUUUUUCUUAUGCUGAUUAUAGUGUUAAUGGCUUUGAACCUGAUAAUCACUUGGUUAAGAAUUGAUUCUUCUUGUCGAGCCGUGUUGACGUUCGCCUCACUAGCCCUACACCUGAUAUAUACCUCAAUUUUGUUCUGGUACUCAAGUACUAAAAUGGAGUCGGCCCUUAAAUUGGCCAACAUACUGGUAGGAACAUCUCUCAUAACUGUAUUAUUAGUGGCCUUGCUAGUCUAUUCGGAGAAAAUGUCGAAACGCGAGAGCAAUGAUGCUCCCCACUUACUACAAACUAUAUACCGGGCGCUGUCCCGGAACGCAACCCUCCAUCCAUUUCUACAAUUGGACUACAUUAGUUUGGGCAAUCCUACGAUAAAACCAACCACUGAGAACGUAGAAACACACCUUAACAACCACGUAACCGAGGUGGAACCACUGCCAACGACGACGACGACGGUGGCGGCGACGUCGAAUGAUACCCUUGAACAAGUCGACUCCGACGAGGAAGUCGAUCUGGCAAACGUUAAGUGGAGCGUGUUUGUGCAACCAUUUGAUCGUGUCGCGUUUUGCGGAAUUGCAACUGCCUACGUGUUUAUGCUCGUGAUGUUAUUUCUAGCCUGAAAACGUCUCGUACAGGAAGGGAGAAAGGGUAUGAGCCACAGCUCAAUUGAGUGAGAUAAUAAAACCAAUAAAGUAAGAAAAUUCCCAUUUUCUGCUGGUUGGGUAUGGGAAGAUUAUUGCAUCACAUACGGAACUCUCAUUCAUAAGUGGCUAUAGAUGGGGUAGGGGGAUGAAACUAGUCGUUUCCGUUCGGAUAUUAAUGUGUUCGGUGCUAAAUUUAGUAUAGUGCAUUCCAAUUUGGAAGAAGAAUUUGUUUUAUUGCCAUAUUAAUGUUUUACUUGAUGUUCAUUUAGCUAUAAUAUAUUGUUAAAAUUAGGGA
Messenger RNA from Topomyia yanbarensis, 1801 nucleotides. Its product is annotated as neuronal acetylcholine receptor subunit alpha-2-like. Gene Ontology annotation, molecular function: neurotransmitter receptor activity; extracellular ligand-gated monoatomic ion channel activity; transmembrane signaling receptor activity. Gene Ontology annotation, cellular component: membrane; neuron projection; synapse. The record is from RefSeq and is a predicted model, not a curated record. Gene Ontology annotation, biological process: signal transduction; chemical synaptic transmission; nervous system process. NCBI's taxonomy places the organism in Eukaryota, Metazoa, Arthropoda, Insecta, Diptera, Culicidae. The transcript has 6 exons. Bases 97 to 1482 code for a protein of 461 amino acids.